Molecule: messenger RNA, 2537 nt
Organism: Engraulis encrasicolus (European anchovy)
Lineage: Eukaryota; Metazoa; Chordata; Actinopteri; Clupeiformes; Engraulidae
Gene: gucy1b2
Product: guanylate cyclase 1, soluble, beta 2
Exons: 15
Coding region: 1-2208 (735 amino acids)
Biological process (GO): cGMP biosynthetic process; response to oxygen levels
Cellular component (GO): guanylate cyclase complex, soluble
Molecular function (GO): guanylate cyclase activity; heme binding
Source: RefSeq, a predicted model, not a curated record
AUGGCUUCUCUGACCAUGUCAGGGAUAUAUGGUUUCAUCAACACCUGCUUGAAAUCUCUUGUCAUAGACAAAUUUGGCGAAGAAGCAUGGGAGAAGCUAAGGAAACUGGCCGAGGUCCAGGACACCUUUAUGACUUAUGAGAUUUACGAUGACGUCCUGACCCUGAGGCUCGUCCAGGAGGCUUGCUCCAUGCUGGACGUGUCCUCGGAGGUGGUCUUGAAGCUGUUUGGCGAGUACUUCUUCAGCUUCUGCAAGAUGUCAGGCUAUGAUUCAAUGCUGCGCACCCUUGGAGGUAAUCUGGUGGAGUUCAUCGAAAACCUGGAUGCUCUCCACAGCUACCUGGCCCUCUCCUAUCAGGAGAUGAAUGCACCUUCCUUUCGAGUUGAGAAAAUGAAUGACUCCAGAAUGCUCCUCCAUUACUACUCUGACCGCAAAGGCCUGUACCAUAUAGUGCCUGGCAUUAUCGAAGCUGUAGCCAAAGACUUCUUCGACAGCGAGGUGGACAUGACGGUGUUGAACCAGUGCGAAGAAGACGAGCGGACUGGGAAGAAGGAGCACGUGGUCUUCCUUGUAGUCCAGAGGCCGAACCAGACAGGGCGAUCUAACCAGAAGAGAGCCCAGCUCAGCGAUAGAGAAGUCAAAGUCCAGGAUGAGGAAGUGGAGGAAACCAUGAGGCGGCUGAAGGACAGAUACAGCAACCUUCCUACCUGUCCAAGGAGAAGAGCACCUUGGGAUACAGUCAGGAGCAUUGUUCGAUUCGGCCAAGGAAACCUUGUCUGUGAAUUUAAUCCACAAUACCCGGACAAGCUAUGGAUUGAGGAGAAGGCCUUCUGCAAUGCCUUUCCUUUUCACAUCGUCUUUGACAAGGAUCUGCGCGUGAAGCAGACUGGCGUCAACAUCCAGAAGUUCGUGCCCGGCCUUCAGACGAUGGACAUCCGCCUAGACCAGUACUUCAGCAUUGUCCACCCCCAGGUCACCUUCACCAUAGACAGCAUCAAGAAGUUCAUCAACAGCCAGUUUGUGCUGAAGACGAGGCAGGAGAUGCUGCCACAGUGGGCCCAGCAGCAGGCCAUGCUGAAGCUCAGAGGUCAGAUGGUGUGGAUGGCCUCUCUGCAGUGCAUGGUGUACCUGUGCUCCCCGAAGCUGCGCAGUCUGGCCGAGCUGGAGGAGCGCGGCCUGCACCUGGCGGACAUCGCGCAGCACGACACCACGCGCGACCUCAUCCUCCUCAACCAGCAGCGGCUGGCCGAGAUCGAGCUCUCCAACCAGCUGGAGAGGAAGAAGGAGGAGCUGCGCAUCCUCUCGCGCCACCUGGAGGUGGAGAAGAAGAAGACGGAGACGCUGCUCUAUGCCAUGCUGCCCAGACAUGUGGCCAACCAGCUCAAGGAGGGCAAGACUGUGGAGGCAGGAGAGUUUCAAGUCUGCACAAUCCUCUUCAGCGACGUGGUAACCUUCACGAACAUCUGCGCUGCGUGUGAGCCCAUUCAGAUUGUCCACAUGCUGAAUUCCAUGUACUCAAAGUUUGACCGGCUCACCAACGUCCACGAUGUGUACAAGGUUGAGACGAUUGGCGACGCGUAUAUGGUUGUAGGGGGAGUGCCAGUUCCAACAGACACACAUGCGGAGAGGGUGGCCAAUUUUGCCCUGGGGAUGCGUAUCGCUGCCAGAGAGGUGACCAACCCCAUCACAGAAAAACCCAUACAGAUCCGGGUUGGUCUCCACACUGGGCCAGUGUUGGCUGGGGUUGUCGGUGAGAAGAUGCCAAGGUACUGCCUAUUCGGAGACACCGUCAACACUGCCUCUCGCAUGGAGAGUCAUGGCCUGCCGGACCACAUUCACCUCAGUCCGUUCACUUAUGAGGCUCUGGAGGAUAAGGGCUUUGACAUCCAGGAGCGUGGGGAGAUCCAGGUGAAGGGGAAAGGCCUGAUGAGCACCUACUUCCUCCUGGGGAACCUCCACGCCACCGAGGAGCAGAUCAUGAGGGGGGAGCCGGAGGAGCUGUACAGGGACGGCCCAGACGGGCGGGUCCAGAGCCGCAGAGUCUCAGAGCAUCCAGACAGAAAGAAGACGGCCAUCUCUUGUGAGUCUCAAUUCGAUGUCGCCAGUGAGGACGAAAACACCAAGAGGGCCAUGGCUGACAUCUCAACCCCGCUGUCAGACACCCAUCAACCCAGAUAUGCCAAAUCCAGCUUCUGCCUGUUGCUCUGAGGACAAUUUAUGUCUGUGGCCAGAAUACAUGGGUUCUCAAUUUUUCUUUUCCCCUGGCUGCGCACAACUCAACGUCUGAUUGUUGGAAACUGCUUUCGGUCAAAAAAUUAGCUCACGUGGUUGGCUGCCAGUGUCUUGCCUCCUCACAACAUCAUGUUUACAAACACUGUGAACCCAUGUAUACUCUUCAUGUCCUAUAAAAAGAAGGCUGGGUUUAGGCUACUUGAACGAUUUAAAUUAUGUAUCUAUUUAAUUGACUCUAUUUAUUUGUAUUUAUUAAGUGGUGUUUCAUCACCAACUGGAUACAGGGAGAUAUGAAUAAAUAUCCA